AUGUCUGCCAACAACAACAACUCUACCCUCAAGUCCUACGUCGACUCCGCCACCGGCGCGGUGCAGAACGCCGCGGGCGGCCUCUUUGGCAGCACCGGCGACGAGGCCCAGGGCAAGGUCAAGCAGCAAAAGGCCGAGGCCGAGCACGACGCCUCGCACGCCGCGGUCAAGGUGCCGGGCGGCACCGUCUCCUCGUCCGGCGUGGCCAGGGACGACCCCGACCGCUCGGCCGGGUCGUGGAACCAGACGGCCGGGUCCGCCAAGGAGUUCCUCGGCGGCGUCGUCGGCAACGAGAGCCUCAAGCAGGCCGGGCGCGAGCAGAACCGGUCCGGGCAGGAGCAGGAAGCGCGCGGGCAGAUCAACGACUUCACGUCGGGCGUGGGCGACCGCGUGUCGGGUGCUGUCGGCGGCGCUGUGGCGGGCCUGACUGGCGACCGCUCCAAGCAGGAUCAGUACCAGGCCCAGCACGACGCCGGCAAGACGCAGCAGCGCGGGGCCGAGCUCGACAUCCAGAAGCAGGCUGAGGCGCGCGACCGGUCGUGA
This is a messenger RNA of Chaetomium fimeti, 543 nucleotides long. RefSeq lists its product as uncharacterized. NCBI's taxonomy places the organism in Eukaryota, Fungi, Ascomycota, Sordariomycetes, Sordariales, Chaetomiaceae. The record is from RefSeq and is a predicted model, not a curated record. The coding region runs from base 1 to 543 and encodes 180 amino acids. The transcript is spliced from 3 exons.